This is a messenger RNA of Arachis duranensis, 3158 nucleotides long. RefSeq names its product pentatricopeptide repeat-containing protein At4g16835, mitochondrial. The transcript is spliced from 6 exons. Lineage: Eukaryota; Viridiplantae; Streptophyta; Magnoliopsida; Fabales; Fabaceae. Gene Ontology annotation, biological process: RNA modification. Gene Ontology annotation, molecular function: protein binding; RNA binding; zinc ion binding. The record is from RefSeq and is a predicted model, not a curated record. The coding region runs from base 325 to 2253 and encodes 642 amino acids.
ACUCAGAACGGAGGGGGUUAGUGGCUUCGAAAACAGAGGCCCCCACCGGCGAAGGAGAGAGAUCGCGAAGAGAGAAAAGACGAAGAAGAGGCCGCGCCGGUCUAGAGAACAGAGAGGAAAAGAGAGGCUCGGCGGUGAUAGUGUUGCUGCUGUCAGUGAAGACGUAGCAGCUCGGCAACAAGAUGGCGACGCCGGAAAGAUCACCGGUAGGAUUCAUCCUCAGAGAUGGAAGAGAGGACCGGCGGCGUAGCAGAGCUGCAUAAGCUCUUGAACACGAAAAAACAACUAAGAAUCAAGGCCCCCUAAGGACAAAGCCAUCGAUUCAUGUAUUAUUCAGGGCUUUUUAGGAACUUUGUUUUAACGCUGAGUAAACACCACGUGUCCUCCUCCUCCGGCCUCGGUUGUUGCUCCGCCAUGUCAGUAACCCCACUCCCAUCACGGUUCAACCAGAGCAUGUUCAACAAUGUCGUUGCCUCCAACAAGCUCAUCGCCAAUUUCCUUCGAUUGGGUGACAUGGAUUCUGCUCUCCAAGUGUUUAAUAAUAUGACAGUGAAGAGCACCGUUACUUGGAACUCUAUCCUUGCUGGCUACGCCAAGAAUCUUGGGGAUUUUGAAGUUGUACGCCAAGUGUUUGAUAAAAUUCCUGAACCGAAUAGUGUGUCUUAUAAUAUCAUGCUGGCGUGUUAUUUGAACAAUUUUGGCAUCCACAGAGCCCGUGCUUACUUUGAUGUAAUGCCUGUGAAGGAUACGGCGUCUUGGAACACAAUGAUCUCAGGUUAUGCUCAGAUUGGAUUGAUGGGUGAGGCGCGCAUGAUGUUCUUGGCAAUGCCAGAGAAAAAUACUGUUUCAUGGAGUGCGAUGGUGUCGGGGUAUGUGGCUUGUGGAGACUUGGAUUCUGCAGUGGAGUACUUUUAUGCUGCAACUGUGAAGAGUGUGAUUACCUGGACUGCCAUGAUCACUGGGUACAUGAAAUUUGGCAGGGUUGAGUCUGCUGAGAAAUUAUUCCAAGAAAUGUCUCAGAAGACUUUGGUGACAUGGAAUGCUAUGAUAGCUGGAUAUGUUGAUAAUAGCAGGGCAGAAGAUGGGUUGAAGCUUUUCAAGACAAUGUUAGAGACUGGGGCCAAGCCUAAUGCUGUGAGCUUGACCAGUGUGUUGUUGGGUUGUAGUAACCUAUCAGCAUUGCAACUCGGUAGACAAGUUCAUCAGUUAGUUUGUAAAUCUCCAUUGAGUAGUGACACCACAGCCGGAACUUCAUUGGUUAGCAUGUAUUCCAAAUGCGGGGAACUGAAGGACGCGUCGAAAUUGUUUUUACAGAUCCAACGGAAAGACCUUGUAUCAUGGAACACAAUGAUUUCUGGUUAUGCACAACAUGGAGCUGGUGAAAAAGCUCUGGAGUUAUUUGAUGCAAUGAAAAAUGAUGGCAUGAAGCCAGAUUGGAUUACUUUUGUAGCAGUAUUUUUAGCUUGUAACCAUGCAGGAUUUGUAGAUCUUGGGGUCCAAUAUUUUGAUGCUAUGAUAAGGGAUUAUGGAAUUGAAGCUAGGCCAGAACACUAUGCUUGCAUGGUUGACCUUCUUGGUCGACGUGGAAGGUUAUCUGAGGCAAAAGACUUGAUAAAAAGUAUGCCGUUUAAGCCACAUCCUGCCAUCUUUGGAACGCUUUUGGGAGCCUGUAGGAUCCAUAAGAACCUAGAUCUGGCUGAGUUUGCUGCCAAGAAUCUGCUUGCGCUUGAUCCUAGUAGUGCAACUGGAUAUGUUCAAUUGGCCAAUAUUUAUGCAGCACAAAAUAGAUGGGAGCAUGUUGCUAGGAUUCGGAGAUCGAUGAAAGACAAUAAUGUAGUGAAGGCACCCGGAUAUAGUUGGAUUGAGAUAAAGAGUGUGGUGCAUGAGUUUCGGUCAAGCGACCGAUUGCACCCAGAAUUGGUUUCUAUACAUAAAAAACUAAAUGAAUUGGAGAAAAAAAUGAAGAUGGCUGGCUAUAUUCCGGAUCUUGAGUUUGCAUUGCAUGAUGUGGAAGAGGAGCUGAAAGAACAGCUUCUUCUAUGGCACAGUGAGAAAUUGGCAAUUGCAUUUGGACUUCUAAAGGUACCAUUAGGUGUUCCAAUCAGGGUAUUCAAGAACUUGAGAGUUUGUGGAGAUUGCCACACUGCAAUAAAGUACAUAUCAGCUAUAGAAGGAAGAGAAAUCAUUGUUAGGGAUACCACUAGGUUUCAUCAUUUCAAGGACGGGUCUUGCUCCUGCAGUGAUUACUGGUAAUCUUGCCAUUAUGCAACCAAAACAAUGCAAUUGAAUUCAGUCAAAGGACAUGUCUAUUUAAACCAGUUAGUUCAAUGAACUUCAUUAUACAUGCCAAGAACAAAAAGUUUCACCUUAAUGAAUUUUUUGUUUCCACGCCAAACUGCCUUUGUUCUCCUUCAUUCUCACGCCACUUCUUCCUUGUUCUCUUUCGUUUUCACCCCACUUCAUCUUCUUCCUCACCUUCGUCUACUCUCAUCGUUGCCGCUCACCAUCGUCUCGUGCGCUCACCAGUGUUGAAGAUGUGUAUGGCUAUGAUGGUGAUGAUGAACUACAAAGGCUAAUGGAGUCAGAGAAGGUGAUUGACUUCUCGUGUGGUCACUUGUCUGCUUGCUAGUCUUCUUGUUCUUUUAAUUUCCAGUUGGUUUUGGCUACCAGUAUCAACAAUCUCACUUUUUGCAUUAGCACUUAGCAGCUAGUAACGUUCAAAGAAAAUUGAAGGAAGCUUGGACCCUUCACCCUUCGGUGCGGUUCCUCUAAAAAUCAGAACCAAUCAAGAAGUAAAAUUGCUAAGAUGUGGACCCUUUGGUAUGCUUCCUCAAAAAAUUAUGUGUAGUCUUCUACAUUCUCAAUUGGUUUCUACAUAGUUCAUGAUUCCAGUAUCAUUGUAUCACAAUAAUUGUUACUCAUAACUGGAGCUUUACAAAUGAUAGUCACAAACCUGAGACAUAAGGCUUUCAUGUACAAAAAUAAACUUUAUGGCCAUGACUUGCUAUGACCAUCAUCACGGUGCAUGCACAUUAAUAUUUUGGCCAUAUCGUAGCUAGUGUGAGUGAGUUAUAUAGGACUCUAUCUAUAUCUAUAUAUGUAGCACUUGAAAGAUAUAUAACUAGCUUAAGUGUUCAUUUUGUGAACAUUAUGCCAAA